This is a messenger RNA of Cinara cedri, 8841 nucleotides long. The record is from the annotation of a GenBank genome assembly. Lineage: Eukaryota; Metazoa; Arthropoda; Insecta; Hemiptera; Aphididae.
GAGUGGGAAAUAGGAAUCAUAAAUAUCAAAUAAAACAACUCACUUUUAAGUUAUAAAGCACCUUUCCUUUACUUAUACAUUUCUGUUUUAUUUGUAUAGUAAAACAAAAAACAAAAUGAAUCGAAAUGAUGAUUAUUUUUAUAGCCGAACCAUGUUUUUUGCAGAAUUGUCUCAAAGUAUUGGUAAGUAUAGUUUUGUUGUACCAAACCUAUACAUGUAUUACUUAUUAUUUAAAUUAUUUUAAGUAGAUUUAUUAAAAAGAUGUCUUUACCACGCUACCUUAAAUAUAGUUUAUUUUAUUGAUAGUAUCGAUUGUCUCAACAAACAUACUGAAUAAAAAUAGUUAAAUAAAUAUAAGUCCUUUUUGUCUCUCAAAUGAUAUAGUAUGAUGUUUAUCUGUUUCUUAUUUGUCUUUUGAUGACAAGGAUAGUGUCCUGGACAUAUCGUACCCUGUUGUCUUAAAUAUAUUAUACAUUUUUGUAGUUGGCUUAUUUGCUUCAUUGGCAUAAAAUACCUAUAUUUGUAAUAUUCUUUACUGUUUGUUGACACAUACAACAGUAAUGAACUAAAAAUUGUGAUUUGAUAUGGUGUGAUCAGUCUUAUAGGCCAUUAACUAAACGACUAUGACACAGUGAGCAUGAUUUAAAAGUCUUCAUCCAGUGUGAAAACUGCAAUUAUUUUUUAGAACUAAUUGUCAAUAUCUCGUAGAUAAAAACUGUACUUCAAUUAUUUGUGUUUAUCUUUGCAGGUUCUUAAAAGUUAUUUUAAUUUUAGUUAUAUAAAAUAUAUUAUUAGAUAGUAUAAAUUACUACCUAGAUUGAAGUUAUUUCAUAAUUGGUAGUUUGGUAUAAUUGCUUAGGUCAAAUAAUACAUGGGGUUUGCUCUAUCUGGAUUGUUUGACUCAAAUUCUAGUAUUCUACUACAUAGAACAUUUAAAUCAUCUAUUAUCAUAUUAUAAUUUAUCUAAAAUGUAAAAUUAAUAUUAUAAUUUUUUUUUUUUGUUAUAGAAAGAAAAAAAUUAUCAACAAAUGAUUUAUUUACUAACUUCCUAAAUGAUUUUAAUAACAUUGUCCACCAUAACGGAUUAGUACAAGAAGAAAUGAAUAUUGUUUGCACAUUGUUGUGUACUGUAGAUUUAAGUAAGUGCCAACAUAAAUAUAAUAAUUUUAUAUUUCUGUUAUUACUUUGGAACAAAUUAUUUAUAUUAUUUUAGGACUGAGCAAUUUCAGAAAAAUACUUUUAACACUAGUACCAGAAGAACCAUUUAUUCCUUCUAAUGUUUGUGAGGAACUUAUUAUCUGGGCUUUAUCAGUUUAUUGGCAAAACGAAGAUUAUGAAAUUAAAGCUCAAUACAUAUUAUUUUGGUUACUCUGUAAGUAUGGUAUUUAGUUUUAAAAAUGCCAGAUAAAAAACUUAGUAAUUAUUAUUUAUAAAUUAUAAUACAUAUACACCCAAACAAUGUUAUUAAGGAAAAAAAAAAAUGUAUGUGAGCUUCCAUAACUAAAGAUUGAUUUUCAAUUAGCAUACUAAAUUUAUAUACAGGUAUCCCACGAAAAUAUACCCAUUCUGAUAUCUUCUGAGAUAAUAAAGAUAAUUAGUUUCUGUUUAUAUAUAUAUAUAUAUAUAUAUAUUACUUAUAGAGAUAAGGAUUAAAAAUAUUUAUAAUUGAAUUUAUUUAUUUAUAUUAUGUUAGGCAAUGAUACAAUAGAAUAUAUAGUAUGGUUAUAUUCAAGUUAGCAUGAAAUAAAAAUUAUAUUAACUUAAAACAAUGACAAAAAAUAUCCAAAAAUUCAAUAAAAUAUAAAAUUAUAAAAAUAGGUACUUUCUCAGUAACUUCUUUGUAGCUUUGGUAGUUUUAAAUCUAUCCAAAUUGUUACAUGUCUUUCGAUCAGUGAAUGGCCAUAUUUACAGCAUUCUUAUUUAUUUCCGUGAGGUUCUUUUCAUUAGAUGAUUAGACAUAUUUUGUAGCAUUUCAAUAGAUGGUCUAUUAUUUGUUCUUCACCACAGCCAUAUAGAUCUGAUGAUUCUCUUAGGGAAUCUCACUUUUUUAAGUUGGCUUUGCAUCACCAAUUUCUUUCCGUAGUCGAUUUAGGUUUCUCCAUAACACCCAUCUAUUUUCGUUUCCUGGUACAAGGUUUUCUGUGGUCAUUAUCCAUGUUGUUUCGUUUCUUAUUUUUCCUCUUUAUCUUUCAAUUCUCUUGUCCUUUGAAUUUCUAAUGUACUUUAUCCUUUUCAUAUAACUAUUUCUAGAUUUGAUUCCAGUAGAGCCAUAUCAGAUAGGGUGUACAAUUUUUUUACUGGUCCAUUUUUUAAACAGCCAGUGACAGCGUGUCUCAUUCAGGACUGUGUCUAUCUUUUUUGUGUGUGUAGAUCUGAACUCAACGCAACCAUUUACAAACUUCUGGUUGGGUUUUGCAGCUUAUCUUAAUGUUAUUUAUGUAUUAUAUUCUAUUGCAAAAUAAAGAUAUAUUAUUAUUAUUAGAUCUACCCCUCACUGGCUUGCGAAAUCUGCGGUUGAGAAACAUAGUGUUAAAGCUGUAACUCUACGUGCAUGUGGUUCCAUACCCCUGGAGAUCCGAUGAGCUUCCACAAUAGCCAAUUUUAGAGAGUGUGCUUGAUAAUUCCUUCUUUUUUUUUUUUAUUAAGAAGUCUAGCCAGAUUAAAGAAAAAGUAUUUCCUCAAAUUUCAAGUAGAUAAAUAAACCUACGAGAAAAUACCUAAAAUAUUUAACUAUACAUCGAGUAUUUACCCAUGGCACAUCAGCACACUAAUCCCUCGCUAGAUUCCAUACAUUCCAAAUCUAAAACAGGAUCUGAUUAUCUUUAUUAUUUCAAUUUUAUUAUUGCAAUGGGAGUAGCUAAGAUUGCAUGUACUUAUUGUUGUAUACAUCUACAAUGUAUAAGUAUAGUUAAAAAUAUAGUUAAUACUGUUAGUAGUAUAUAAUGUGUUAUAUAUAGUUAUUUAGAAUUUCAAUAGUGUUUUUUGCCAUUUUAAUUGAUGGCUUAUUUCCUUUGUGGUUUAUUAUAAUACUAACUGGUAUUGAAAUAUUUGUUUUUGGUUUACAUAUUUUGUGUAGACAUAAUUGAAGAAAAAUUAACUGAUUUGGAUGUUAUUGAUAAAUAUUAUAAAAUUAUCUUUCAUCUUGGGAAUUAUGGAAGAUUAGUAAGUUAAUAUUUUUGUCUUUUUAAUAUUAAAAAAAAAGUUUUUAAUUCUUAUUUAUGUUUAUAAUGAUUUUGCAAUAGACUCAACCUGUUGCUGGUAUUAUUUAUUACUUGACAAAACCUGAUGAUGUACAAAAGUGGAUGAUUACUUACUGUACAAAUCACAUUGAACAAUUUAAAUCAGAUCAGUAUAUGGACAAAUUAUUAAAGUAAUUAGUAAAUAAUUUUUGUAGAUUUUUAUGUUAAUAAUAAUUAUAUAUUUGUAUUAUUGUCUAGUUUCUUAAAAAAUCCUGAUACAGUUUAUGAGCCACGCAAAAAGGGAUUAUAUGAUAAAAAUGCACAAUUUUUUAGAGACCUAGCAGCUAGUUUGCGUAGUGUACGAAAAGAAUUAACAAAUAUAAAUCAAUCUGCUCAAUCUCAACAAUUAAUAGAAUAUGUAAAUGUCUUAAUAUAAUUUGUUUCAUUAAAAACAUUUGUUUAAAAAUAUAUUUCUUUUAUAAGGGUAAAAAACGCUCAUGUGAAACUUACAGUAAAAUACAAUUUGUUAAUGUUAAUAAGAAAUUUGAUUUGCCAAGGUAAAAUGUUUAAUAUUUAUAAUAUUAAUUUUAACUAAUGCUCUAUAGUUUAAACUGCUUUAAAUAUUUACUUGUAUUAUAAUAAUUAAUUAAAAUUAAAAUUAUUAUUAUUUAUAUUACUCAUAUUUGUAGCGCUCCAGAUUUAGCCAAGGCAUUUAUGAGGCAUGAUAUUUCUAACAACAGUUUGUCACUUUUGGGAAAUGUUAGUGGUUGGUGUAAAUUGCUCAUGAACACAGACAAAGAAUUAAAUCUACAACAUAGAUUUUCAAAUAAUUUACACUACAGCCUCAACCAAAGUAUUUGAAUUAUAUAAUCAUGAAUAAAUAUUCAAUUUAUUUAUAUUAAUACAAAUUUUAUGGUAGAUAUGUUUUAAUUUUAAAUGUUUGUAAGUUUUUUUAAGCGGUGAAAUUACUGUGCCACCUUCAAAAAAAUCAAAAUUUUUACUAGAAAUUUUGGAGUUUCAAAAAUUUGCUCAAAGAGGUUUGGCAGUUAUCAAUAUAUUUAUAUUUGAAUACAUACUUUCAUGGGAUGGUAUGGAUAAUGCUCGGAUAAUUUAUGAACUUUUUGAAUAUUUAUCAUUCUCUUCAGAAGAAGGUUGUAUGCUCAAAUAAUAUUUGUAGAUUAUUUACUAAUUUUAAUUUUUUUACCUAGAAUUAAAAAACAGAUUUUUAGAAAAAUUAUAUGCAAUAUUUAUUACUGGAGAUGAAUUAAUUUACAGAAUGGUAAUUAAUUCCUUAACUAACCUUCUGUGUAAUAUGGUAAGUUAAAUAAUGAUUUGAUUAUUUGUAUUUAUAUACAUUUUUUAAUAAAUACAUAAAUUAUAUAUAGUAAAUAAAUAUAUAAAAAUAUGUAUAUAUUUAUUUAUAACUAUUAACCAUUUUAAUAAUUUUGUUUUUACUUUAUUAUUUUAUUACAUAAAUUAAAUAUUUAUUCAUAAUUAGUUUUAUACUAUUUACUUCAGUAAAUACAUCAAUACAUCAAUUAACAAUCAUACUGAAAUAAUAUAUUUUGUUUAGUAUUUAAAUGCAAGAAUAAACAGAACUGACAAAAAUUGUAUACUAUUUGGUGAAAAAUUAAGAAAUGAAACAUUAUUUGAAAUAGUAAAAUGUUUAACAAAAUAUAUAUCAUAUUGGUGUUCAUUAUGUAUUUAUCAUUAUCCACACGAAGAACAGCUUAAAAAUGUAGUUUACACAUUUUAUGAAAAAGUGAGUUAUAUUAAAUAAUAUAUUGAUUAUUGAUAUUGUUUUUUUUUUUUUUUUAAUAAAUAUUUAUUUGGAUAGUUUUAUUUAAACUAGAAAAACCCCUAAAUUAUAGAAAAUUAUAUUCUAAUAUUUUAAAAUUAAAAAUGUAUAUAUAUAACCCUUGAUUUUGUAAUACAUUUUUAAAAAUAAAUAAAAAAUUAUAUGGCUGUAUAUUAACAAUAUGUUUAAAUAUUUCAGGUUUCUGUUUUAGAAAAUUUGAAACCCUACACAAACAAUUGGCCUUUAUGGACAAUAAUGCCACCAAAUGUUUUCUAUAAUGGAUUAAUGUCAGUUAAUAUUCAUUGGUUAGACAGAUUAGCCAAAUUAAUGCUAAGGUAAACAAUAAUAAUUUUAAAAAUUCGUCAUUUUUUUCAACUGAAAAUUAAAAAAGUAUACUUAAAUAAUGUAAAUUUGUUUAUGAAUUUGUUAGAAUAAGUAACCUGUGUUAUUGUUUAAUUAUGAGAUGCGGUUAAAUAUAUUUUAUUUAGUAUUUUUUUAUUAUUAUUAUUAUUCAUGUUUGGCAUUUCAGUCAACUUAAUGAAUUAAACUUUACUAUUAUUAAAAAUUAUAUUAAACCAUUUAGAAAACAGUUGAUUUAAAUAAUGUAAAUAAGUUAAACAUUUUAUAGGCAUAUCAAUUGUGAUAUGAGUAGAAUUGAGGAAUGUAUAGUAGAUACACCGUGCUUAUUAAAUACAUCAUUAAAGUUUAAUAUGUUCAUGGCAGACUUGUAUAAUGCACUUAAAACCGGAAAAGUAAAAACAUACAUUUUAUGUAAGAAUAGUUUUGUAAAUGUUUAAUAAUAAAUCAUUUUGUUUGUUUAGUUGUUUGAUAAUCGUGAAGAAGGAUUUAUCUUUAAACAUUUGUCCAAAGAAGAAGUUCUAACUGAUUUAAAUUUGGUAAAUUUAAAUUUAUGUUUCAAAUUAGAAAAACAUAUUGCAUUGGCACCAUAUUACAUGAACUUUAAAAAUAAAGCAAAGGUAAAUUUUUAAUUUUAAUAAUAAACAUUAUUCUUUAAUUUACAGUUACUCAUGCAACAUAUUCUAUGACUAAUGAUGUACUAAAUGACACAUUGUUUACUACCUCCAUCGUUGAAACCUAUUUUGUAUUCUGUUUAAACUUUGUUGUUAAUCACUGGGUGGGAUUAAAUAUGUGUAGGUAUGUGGAUGAUAUUUAUCUGAAAUGGUUUUUAUGCAUACCACUUAUGAAUCUGCUACGUACCAUUAAUAACCAAAAACAGAACUAUUCAAAAUGUCCAUACAUUUAUUUCAAAAUAAUAAAGCAGUACAAUACUAAAAUAAAAAGUCAAUUAUAUUUGACUCUUUGCCAAAAAGAGUGAACAAAACUCAGUUUUAAAUAUUAUGACUUUUUCAUGUAAUUGUUUUUAUCAACUCUCAACUCACAAUUUUUUUUUUUAUUAAAACCUAUUUGUAAUUGUUAGCUAGUAAAAAUACUUACUGUAAAUUAUUAAUUAAGAAAUUUAAAGAGUAUUUUUAUUGAUUUUAUAAUUUGUAAUUAUGUAUUUAUUUUAUUAAGUUAGAAAAAAAAUUUUAAUUUAAAAAUGGAUAGUUAGCAUUUGUUUAAUUUUGCUUUACGGAAUAUUUUUUAAAGGUAAGUUACAACAGUUUUUGUUGUGGAAAUUGGUAUAUACUAUACAUGGUGCCCACAAAGAUAUACCCAUUUUAUUACAAUAUUGUAUAGUAGUGUAUAUUAUCAUAUCUAUUGAAGGCUAUUAGGCUUAAGCGCCCCAAAAUUAAAUUUUUCAGAAGAGUCCAAACAUUAAUGAUGGUACUAAUUCUAAAUGUACUUACCAUAAUUUCAGAUUCUGAGCAUAGCAAGGAAUGUUCUAUUGCAAAGGUUCCCAAACAUUUAAUUUCGCGUACUACUUAAAUGUAUUAUGAAUCUAUCAUGUACCACUUGAAACUAAAAAUUGAACAAUUCAUAAUGUUUUUACAUUUAUUUCAAAAUUAUAAGAUAAUAAGACAGUAAAAUACUCGUAUAUAAUAUCAAUAUAAAAUAUAUUAUUCAUUAAAAAACAUUUCUACAUUUGAAUAUUGAUUAAUUUAUUUUCUGUACUGUUACUGUGGGGCCUUGUAUGCACCACCAUGUUUCCUACCACAUACCAUAGUUUGAGUUUGAUUAACAAUUUUGUUCUACUGUGAAGAGUUUAUUAAAAAAUGUUUAAAUUAAAAAAAAUUACUUCAACACCAAAAAAGUAAAUUCUAUCAUUUAUGUCAAUACCAGAGUCUAAUUUAUGUGGCAUAAUGUCAUACUCAAAAAUGACAAAAGUGUGUUUUGAAGAAAUGAUCACUUACGCUUAAUAGCUUUCUAAAAGUCAAUAUUAUUUUAUAUAAUAUAUGUAUAGAUCAUUAUACUUAAUAGGAAUUCCACUCAAUAGAUUGAAACAAUAGUAAUAAAAUACGAUAAGCAGACUUGAGUUAGAGUCUUAUAUAAUAGAUAUGUAUAGAUCACAGUUAGAUAAUAAAGUUAAUAUCAUUAAUAACUUAAUUCUUUUUGGUUUUGCUGUUUUUUAUUGUCAGUUCUAUGGAAUUUGCUUUGUUAUUGAGAGUCACUUUGUUUUGAUGUAUAAUUUAUUUAUCAUUAUUCAUAAUAAUUUUACUAAGGUAAUUUUCCAAACUUAAUUAAAUUUACUUUUAUUACUGAUAUUGAUACAAUGAUUCAACAUUUUGUACAUUAAGUAUGACUUUUUCUAACACAAUAUUAAAUAUUAAUGGUGAUAGUGUCACCUUGUUUCAGCUUUUCAUUCUUAUAGUCUGUCAUUACUUGAUAUUUUUCAGAAAGUGUGUUGUUGACUCUUACAUUGUAAUUUUCAUUAUUAAUAUACAAUUUUGGUAGAAAGAUGAACUUGAGAAUCCAAAUGUAUACAUACAAUGGUAUUCACUAUACACUCAUCUGCAAAGGGCUGUAAUCUUGCUAUUAAUCCCUUUGAAAAUAACAGUGAAAUCCCUCCAGGGUUGUUACAAUAUAACUUGUCCCCAUUUUCUGCUGUUGUGAAAUGACUAUGGUCCUAUUUUAUUCAAGUAGUUCUUUAUCUUUUCAUAUCUUAUGUUCAAAUAAACAUUAGUAUUUUCAAAUGUUAACUGUUUGAUUAUUGUUUAUAUAAAGUAUUAUUUUGUAAAUAAAAUAACAUUUCAAAUAAUAAUUUAUUUUUCUUCUAAUUUUUAGGAUCCAUCAGAAAUACUUGCAGAAGAAGCUCCAAACUUAAAGAACCUCAUUAAUGUAUUACAUGAAAAUUUGGUGGAUGGUGAUGAAUCAAUGUCUGACUAACACAAUCAUGUCUAUGUAUAUUAUACAUUAUUCUAUAAUUGUAUUAAUUCAUAUUUUAAUUUCCAAGCUUUUAUGAGCAAACUUUUCUACAUCUUCUACUUUAAAUGUUACUUUUUUUUAGAAACUCCGAGUAUUGAAGGAAUACUUAACUUUUAAAAUAUUUUUGAUCUAAAACAUUUAAAAUUACACCCUAAGUGAAAACACGAUUAAAUAUUUUUGAAGUUUUAGAAUUCAUAAAAUUGUUUUUUGUAAACACGCUUUUAUCACUUUCUAUAUAUUAUAUAUGUCAAAUAGAAAUAAAUUUAAAGACAAAAAAAUUGUGUUUGACCUUUUCCUUUGUCGUUGGAUCUAUGAUAACAAAAUAAUUGGCAAAUAACUACCACACAGGACAUUAAAGCCCAAAUAAUAAUAAAAGAAAUUGAUUCUAAGGAUUUGUGUGUUGGUGUUGAAGGUGUGAAAUUAAAAAUGUUGAAUACAUACAGCUAUUUAAUUUAUCAAUUGUUAACAAAAAACCAUUCUGAAAGAAGUUCCGCUAAACAUGUUUUAAGAUGCUGUAAUUUAUAUUAUUUCCAUUAUAAU